Messenger RNA from Camellia sinensis, 940 nucleotides. NCBI's taxonomy places the organism in Eukaryota, Viridiplantae, Streptophyta, Magnoliopsida, Ericales, Theaceae. The record is from RefSeq and is a predicted model, not a curated record.
GACUGACACCUUUCAAUAUUUGACACCUUUCAAUAUUUUACUGUGCAUAGCUAUUGAGGAAUUCACCCACUGGGACCGGCCUAAUGUCCACCCGGUCAUCCUCUUAGUUGAAAAAUUCCAGGCCAGAUCACAGACGAAGAACCCCAGACCAGAUCAUCUAUCAAUCUUCUGAUCUUGCUGUUUCCUCCAUUGACCGUGUAGAGAUCAUUGCAUGAAUAUCACGAGAUUCAUCUCAUUUUAUUAUAUUUAGCUUUGCUUUCAACACUCUACUUUUUUUUUUUUCUUUUGUUUCUCAAUUCUUCUAAACCCUUGUCUUUGUGAGAAAUGAGUACUCGAAAUUUGGAGAAAAUGGCCUCGAUUGAUGCCCAGUUGAGGCUUUUGGCUCCUGGGAAGGUCUCUGAAGAUGACAAAUUCGUAGAGUAUGAUGCUCUGUUGUUGGAUCGAUUUCUCGAUAUUCUUCAGCAUUUACAUGGAGAGGAAAUUAGAGAGACGGAUUCGGAAUUGUUUAGCCUAGUUGUAUGCCAAAGACAUAACGCUUGAUGAUAAUUAUGAGCUUGAUGAGGCUCUGCAGAGAGAGGUACUUUGCUUCAGAAAUGGCAAAGGAAUUGAGGGAAACAGAAAUGGAGGGAAACAGAUUUUUCGAACUGCACUUACCGGUCUAUCGAAGUUUUUUGAUAGCCAAAAAUUCACCGUUGGAGAGCUGGAUAUCAGAUAGAGAAAUUCCUCAAAUUUUUACUCAGAUUUAGUAAAAUAUUUGAUACACUGUUGGAGAUGCGCUAAUGAGGAUUGAAUGCUUUUUCAUUUGAUUGCAUUGAGAAAUCUUGAUGAAAUUUCAUACCCAGUAGAUAGCUAGUAAUACAUUUGAAAUGAAAUUUUAAAUUUUGAAAUAAGACUCAUUAUAGUAUAGGUAUUACGUCAGUUAAUUAAAAAAGUUUGUAAA